Messenger RNA from Durusdinium trenchii, 1095 nucleotides. The record is from the annotation of a GenBank genome assembly. Lineage: Eukaryota; Dinophyceae; Suessiales; Symbiodiniaceae.
AUGUGGUUGGGCGGGGGUGCCGGAUGCCCAGCGGGGACCAGAAAUGCCACCCUCAGAUGUGAAUCUUUGGCUGCGGAGGCUCCGGAAGAUGAAGCCGAAAAGGAUGGUGCAGAGGAGGAGCCUCCUCAGGAAGAUGCACCCCUUGAGGAGGUGAUGGAUGAACCUGAUGAGGCCCCCGGCCUAAGCCAGAUACAUUGUGAGGUGGAGGAGGAUCAUGUGGACAGCACACUGCAACUUAUGUUGGAUUUAUCCGAAGAUCAAGAGCCAGGCGGCCCGUGUCGUGGGGCAAAAGGCCAUGUCUUCGAGCCGGACCCAAGCAUCGAGGUCGACGCGGUGGAAAGCCCACAAGAUCCAGCCAAGCCGGCCGAGCCCACCGAGCCAGAACUGCCCAAGCCUGACGCCAUCGAGGUCUUUGAGAAUCCACCGGAGUCACCUGCCGAUGGCCUCAGUGGGCCGGGGGCUUUCGUGCCCGACUCUUUGCUCGACGAGGUGGAGUUCGUUGGAGUGUGCGAGGCUGCUCCAUUGGCUCCAUCGGCCCCUCCCGCGGCCGUUGUGGCCGAGGCUGUGGGAUGUGCUUGGAUCAUUUUGGACGGCCCGGAUCGGCGGCAGAAGCGCCGGAACCGCCUCCAGCAGACGCCCCCGGAACGGCGGCGGUGGAGGCCCCCGCAAGUGGGUGCAAUUGGGGUGAGUGGUCCAGGCACCAUCCACCCCUGGACCAUGGAUUUCAUCGACCGCCAGGAAAUCUACCCAUUUGAUCCACCAAAAGCUGACGAAUUCAGGCCUUGGAAUAGCACGCCACACUGCGCUUGCGGCACUGCUGCUCCGAGAAGCCAUGGUCAUUCGGCGGAGCGACACAUCGUGCGUCGCAUCGUGCGCCGCAUCGUGCGCUUUACUGUGGUGGUGGCAGUGGAGAGGGACAGCUCAAUGGCUCCCCGCAAGGUGGACUAUGCUGUCCUCGCUUCCAGUGUCCGGGCCUUGAUCUAUAAGGAUGCUUCUGGCUUGGCCGAGUUGGCAAGGCAGCGGGGCUUGGAGGAAAAGGACCUGGAUCGCUUGAGGAUUUGUUCAGAUGCCUUGCGGCAUGAGGCGGAUCACUGA